This is a messenger RNA of Echinostoma caproni, 660 nucleotides long. The record is from the annotation of a GenBank genome assembly. NCBI's taxonomy places the organism in Eukaryota, Metazoa, Platyhelminthes, Trematoda, Plagiorchiida, Echinostomatidae.
CUAAACCCAAAAAAGCCGAAAAAGCUGCGUAUAGUGUUGGAUUGUACGGCCAAACAUAAGGAGCAAUCGUUGCUUGACAUGCUCUAUCAAGGUCCAGACACCACUGCAAAUUUAGUGGGUAUACUUCCGCGAUUCCGUAAGGAAAGUGUAGAUGUUACAGCAGACAUAGAAGAGAUGUUUAUGCAAGUGAAGGUACCAAAACAUGGUAAAGGCGCCCUGAGGUUUCUCUGGUGGCCACAGGGUGACCCACUCAAGGAUCCCGAGGAAUAUCAAAUUACAGUUCAGCCGUUUGGUGCAACUUCUUCACCGAUUUGUGCUAAGUUUGCUUUGAACAGGGCUGCAAGAGAAUUCGGUACGGGUUAUGAGCGUGCGGUGCUAAAAGCCAUAGAAGAAAACUUCUACGUUGACGACUGUCUCGCAUCGUUCCCGACACGUGAUGAAGCCUUACGUUUUGCGAAGAAAAUAACCGAACUAUUGGAAAAAGGCGACAUCGUAUUGCUAGCAUCUGAAACUCCAACACAUGGCAAAUGGCCCAUGGGCACCAUCGAUGCUGUGGAGACAGACGGAGAUGGACUCAUGCAAACGGUUGCGGUGCAUACAGAUGGCGGCAAGAUAAGAAGGGAUGUACGUCGUUUGUGUCUAUUAGAAGGAGCCGACUAG